AUGUCUUCGAAAACUGAUGGUAAAGGGACAGAAAUACCAGAAGGAUUAUAUGAUUCGUCAGCCGGCAAAACAUAUAAACGCAUGACAUUUUUCGGCAAGGGUUCAUUUGCAGAAUGUUAUGAAAUUGUAGAUGUGGCGACAAAUGAAGUGUAUGCUGGUAAAAUUGUUUCAAAGAAGCUCUUAAUGAAACAUAAGCAAAAAGAGAGAAUGGUCCAGGAAAUUACUAUACACAGUUCUGUAAGUCAUCCUAACAUUAUUAAAUAUCACGGUUUCUUCGAAGACAAUUACAACAUUUAUAUCGUUUUGGAACUGUGCAAGAAAAGAUCUAUGAUGGAAUUACACAAACGUCGGAAAACCAUAACUGAAUAUGAAUGUCGUUAUUAUAUAUAUCAAAUCAUUCAGGGUGUUAAAUACUUGCACGAUAACCGCAUAAUACAUCGCGAUUUGAAAUUACGUAAUCUCCUUCUAAACGACAUGCUCCACGUGAAGAUUGGUGAUUUUGGUUUGGCCACGC
This is a messenger RNA of Glossina fuscipes, 514 nucleotides long. RefSeq names its product serine/threonine-protein kinase polo-like. The transcript has a single exon. The record is from RefSeq and is a predicted model, not a curated record. Gene Ontology annotation, cellular component: centrosome; spindle pole; nucleus. Lineage: Eukaryota; Metazoa; Arthropoda; Insecta; Diptera; Glossinidae. The annotation marks the transcript as partial. Gene Ontology annotation, molecular function: protein serine/threonine kinase activity; ATP binding. Gene Ontology annotation, biological process: protein phosphorylation; regulation of cytokinesis; mitotic cell cycle.